This is a messenger RNA of Priapulus caudatus, 1567 nucleotides long. Its product is annotated as splicing factor 3B subunit 4-like. The record is from RefSeq and is a predicted model, not a curated record. The coding region runs from base 47 to 1303 and encodes 418 amino acids. Gene Ontology annotation, molecular function: RNA binding. Gene Ontology annotation, biological process: positive regulation of mRNA splicing, via spliceosome. The transcript is spliced from 10 exons. Gene Ontology annotation, cellular component: U12-type spliceosomal complex; nucleolus. NCBI's taxonomy places the organism in Eukaryota, Metazoa, Priapulida, Priapulimorpha, Priapulimorphida, Priapulidae.
ACAACUAUUCAACAAAUGAGCAUCUCGCCUGGUAACACAAGCAAGCAUGGCGGCUGGUCCGAUCGCUGAACGUAAUCAAGAUGCCACAAUUUAUGUGGGUGGAUUGGAUGAAAAGGUGACAGAAGCUUUGCUAUGGGAACUGUUUGUUCAAGCAGGUCCUGUAGUAAAUGUUCACAUGCCAAAGGACAGAGUAACGCAAGCACAUCAGGGUUAUGGCUUUGUGGAAUUCAUGGGCGAGGAAGAUGCAGAUUAUGCCAUAAAAAUCAUGAAUAUGAUUAAACUAUAUGGCAAGCCUAUACGCGUGAAUAAGGCAUCUGCACACCAGAAGAACUUGGAUGUGGGCGCCAAUAUAUUCAUUGGUAAUCUCGAUCCAGAGAUUGAUGAGAAAUUACUUUACGACACAUUCAGUGCAUUCGGCGUCAUCCUUCAAACGCCCAAGAUUAUGAGAGAUCCGGACACAGGCAACUCUAAAGGUUACGCAUUCAUCAACUUUGCUAGCUUUGAGGCAUCAGAUGCAGCAAUAGAGGCAAUGAAUGGACAAUACCUAUGUAACCGACCAAUCACGAUCUCGUACGCGUUCAAAAAAGACUCCAAGGGCGAACGUCACGGCUCUGCGGCAGAGCGGUUACUGGCUGCACAGAAUCCCCUCUCGCAGGCGGAUAGGCCACACACACUGUUUGCCGAUGCUCCUCCCCCUCUGCAACAGCAGUCUGCAUUGCCGGCACCUCCACCACCCCCCGGCGGUGGAAUGCCUCCUCUGCCUCCAUCGGGUGGACAGCCCCCUGUGCCCACUAUGCCUCCACCACCUAUGCCACCUAUGGGUGUUCCACCACCAACAAGUAUUGGAGGGUCAUCCGGCCCACCAGCAAUGCCUCCACCACAUUAUCCACCCCCUGGUGGUUGGGGUCAACAACAGCAACAAGGUGGCGCUCCAUACAUGCCCCGACCUCCGAUGGGAGGUUACUCUCAGUCUCAAAACGUAGGUGGCGGCACUCAGCAGCCGGUACAGUCAUCAAUGGGAACCCCACAGCAGGGCAGCUACCAGGGUGGAUGGAAUGCACCGUAUGGGGGAUAUGGUGGCCCGCCACACCCCGGAAUGAGACCGCCACCUGGAUGGAGAGGACCGCCUCCAAGAGGCCCACCACCCCCUGGCUACGGAGGACCAGCUCGGACACCUCCACGAGGCAUGCCCCCACGAUUAAUGAGACCACCUAUGUUAAGAGGAGGCAUGAGGAUGCCUCCCCCACCCCCAGGGCCACCUAGGAGCUUUCCACAAGCAUACAGUCCACAGGAGCAUGGAUGAUGACUACGCAACAACGUGUAUGCCUGUAUGUGUAAAUAAUAUAUGCUCAGCUUUAUAUAGUAGUAUCGCAGGUAUGUGUAUUGCCGUGUUAUUGUGAGGUACGGAGUGAAGCGACUUCUAACGACCAAAUGAAUUAUGAAUGAUUACAUCGAUACAUUAAGUUACAUGGCGAGCAAUCAGCCGUCAGAUUGUGUUUUUAGCUCAUCUGACAUAGUCAGAUGCAGCUUGUAGAAUCGCAUGAGCGUGCGUCCGUGCGUCAACAGU